GCAGGCACAGGCCAGGGUCUGAGCUGGUGGUGUGUAAAGGAGCCCAGCUGAGCCAGACAGGAUAUGGGAUUGAAAGGAAAAGCCAAGUUUGGGGCUGGGAUCGGGUUACUGUCCCCUACUUAACUGCUCCCUGCCUGGUCCAAGCUUAGGCUGAUCCUCAUUAGUCUUUGAUUUUGGGCUCCUCCCAGCCCGGGCUCUAGCUCCCUCCCUCUCACCAACAGCCUGGGCUCCAUCUCUAGUCCCAAGCUGGCUGGCACUCUGGGGACCUCAGUAGCCUGGUCAGCCCCCUUCAGCUGAGAAGAAAGAGAAGCUGUGAAGCUGUGAACUGCUUGUUCGUGUGUGCUGGGUUAAACCAUGGCUGCAAUACGGAAGAAACUGGUGAUUGUGGGCGACGGGGCCUGUGGGAAGACCUGCCUUCUCAUUGUCUUCAGCAAGGAUCAGUUCCCCGAGGUCUAUGUCCCUACAGUCUUCGAGAACUACAUCGCAGACAUUGAAGUGGAUGGCAAGCAGGUGGAGCUGGCGCUGUGGGACACGGCAGGGCAAGAAGACUACGAUCGUCUCCGGCCUCUGUCCUACCCGGACACUGACGUCAUCCUCAUGUGUUUCUCCAUUGACAGUCCUGACAGCCUGGAAAACAUUCCUGAGAAGUGGACUCCAGAGGUGAAGCACUUUUGCCCCAAUGUGCCCAUCAUCCUGGUGGGGAAUAAGAAGGAUCUGAGGCAAGAUGAACACACCAGAAGGGAGCUGGCCAAGAUGAAACAGGAGCCUGUUCGAUCUGAGGAAGGCCGGGACAUGGCAAACAGGAUCAGUGCCUUUGGCUACCUUGAGUGCUCAGCCAAGACUAAGGAAGGGGUGCGGGAGGUAUUUGAGAUGGCCACUCGGGCUGGCCUACAGGUCCGCAAGAAUAAGCGCCGGAGGGGCUGUCCCAUUCUCUGAGUUUGCCAUGAUCGCUCCAGUUUUCCCUUCCUCCCCCUCACGGGGUUCAAAAUACCCCUAUCCCAUUCCACCCUUGUAGGGCUCCAGGCUGCCAGUUUCUUUUUUGGUUCUUUCCUGCCCAGGACUGCAUGAGUUUUCCCAGCCCCACCUGGGGGCUGGUAGGCCCUUUCCUCCCUGCCUCUGGGAACCAGGCUAGUGCCCUGCCCUUCCUGAGCAGGGCCCCUCCGCCUGCCUGCCGCGUUGGUCCAGGGGUUGGGCUCGUAGUCCCUUCCCUUUAUCACACACCAGCACUUUAUAUUUCUGGCUCACAGGAGGAGUCUGGGGUGGCGUUUCUGCUUUGGGUAGUAGCCUCACCUCUGACUUGACUCAGUGGGAGGGCAGGACAUGAAUAAAGGUCAAAGGUUGCACCACGUGCGGCAGCUUCCUGUCUUUACUGGCCUACCUUGGCUGUGAGCCUGGAGUCCCAUCUUUUUCUCGAGUUGCUGGCUAGGCUGGGCCCCUGUCUGCCGAGGCGGGGCUGGGGGCGGAGGCAGCAGGGGACAGGGUGGAGUCUAAAGGAUGAGGUCAUGUUUGGCUGACUGCCUGGGUGGGUGAGGG
Messenger RNA from Microtus ochrogaster (prairie vole), 1533 nucleotides. RefSeq names its product ras homolog family member C (gene Rhoc). Gene Ontology annotation, molecular function: GTPase activity; GTP binding. Lineage: Eukaryota; Metazoa; Chordata; Mammalia; Rodentia; Cricetidae. Gene Ontology annotation, biological process: small GTPase-mediated signal transduction. The record is from RefSeq and is a predicted model, not a curated record.